AUGUCCACAAUAAACCCCAUCACGGUCUAUGUUCACACCGGUGGACCGAAUCCCUGGAAAGUCACCAUCAUACUGGAGGAGCUUGGUCUGCCGUAUACCAAGAUAGUCGUAGAUAACCCAAAGGAAGAUUGGUUCACGGCCAUCAACCCAAAUGGUCGCCUGCCAGCCAUGAUUGACCCAAACAAGGAACUCACCCUCUGGGAGUCGGGGGCCAUAGUCGAAUACCUGGUCGAGACCUACGACAAGGAGCAAAAACUCUUCGUCGACGACUUUGCCACGAAAUGGCACCUGAGACAAUUUCUUCACUUUCAAAUGUCUGGCCAGGGUCCAUACUAUGGCCAAGCUGUCUGGUUCCAAAAGUGCCCCGAGGAUGUUCCCAUGGCGAAGCGGCGAUAUAUUGAACAAUCAGUUCGCGUCGUCGAGGUGCUUGACAAGAUGCUUGAGGGAAAAGAGUAUCUGGCUGCCAACAGACUGACAUAUGCCGAUCUGUCUUUCGUUCCUUGGAACCAUGUUCUACUGAGUGCACCAUUCUUCCGCGAAGCACUAUGGGAUAAAUAUGACCUGGCCAAGAAAUGUCCAAACUUUAUCGCUUGGCAUGAGAGACUCAUGGCUCGGCCAUCCGUGAAGGCUGUGUAUGGUCUAUAA
This is a messenger RNA of Pestalotiopsis fici W106-1, 645 nucleotides long. RefSeq lists its product as uncharacterized. Bases 1 to 645 code for a protein of 214 amino acids. The record is from RefSeq and is a predicted model, not a curated record. Lineage: Eukaryota; Fungi; Ascomycota; Sordariomycetes; Amphisphaeriales; Sporocadaceae. The transcript is spliced from 5 exons.